CAGCGUUGGAAAAGCCCAUAAUCAAACUGACUUCUCCCAGUGGUGGACUGGUUUGGGUUUCUGGACAUGCGGAGGUCACCAGGGGUCACAGCUUUAUCUUCAACUGCUCUUUAAACUCCAAUAAUUCUUCAGAUUAUUUUAUUCUCAAGUUUUCCAGCCAGGAUAACAGCAAACGUUGGACCAGCCAGUCAAAUUCAUUCAACUUCUAUGAAGCUGAAUACGACCAUGAGGGGAACUACAGCUGUGUGCAUGAAGGCAACAGGAACAACACGUCUCCUGAGUCAGAUCCAAUUUAUGUCACCAUUAAAUACCCCUUGUUGAAACUGCUGCUCUACUCGGUGGUCCCUGGGGCCACGCUGCUGCUUCUGGUGCUGGUUCUGAUUGUCGUCCUGGUCUGCAGGCGAAGACGACGAGACCGCCGCCCAGAAAGCGUAACCCUAACUCAAACGGCCGCUGUGAGAAACAAUUAUAAUGAUGAUGAAGAGGAGGAACAGGACUACAUAAACGUUGACCCAGGGGACAGCAACAGAAAGUUAAACCCUGUCGCCAGUGAAGAGGAUGAAGAUGGAAAUGAUUAUGAGAACCUAGAGGAUAAAGAGGACAGUGAUUACGAGAAACCAGAAGAUGACGAUGACAAUGAUUACGAGAACCUACAGGAUGAAGACGAUAAUGUGAAGGCCACAAAGGCUGCUGUUGCUGCUAAGAAACAACGAGAGGAAGACUGCGAUGAAGAGGAAAGCAGCGACGAUGAACAUGACUAUGUAAACUUAGAUGGGUCCAUUUCUGAACAAACCGUGGACAUUUAUGAAGGACAGCAGGACAUUUAUCAGAACACUUAGAUUCAUGAAGACACGGAGGAUUUAAAGCCUUCAAAUGGAUGCAGCAGAACAACAUCUAACUUAUUAUAAAAAAAAGUUUUACAGGUUUUACAAUGGUAAAAUAUCCUUUUCUAAGUUCCUUAAUUAACCGGAUGAAAAAUUUGAGCAGAGUUAAAGGCUCAAAGAUGUUCAACAAUGGAGAAAAAGAAAGUUCACUUCUAGGAUUUAACAUACUGGGGCAUAAUAAAAAUGAUGUUAUGGGGGGUUAUUAUGUAUUUUCCAGACACACAG
Austrofundulus limnaeus is the source of this 1109-nucleotide messenger RNA. RefSeq lists its product as uncharacterized. Lineage: Eukaryota; Metazoa; Chordata; Actinopteri; Cyprinodontiformes; Rivulidae. The record is from RefSeq and is a predicted model, not a curated record.